Delphinapterus leucas (beluga whale) is the source of this 1062-nucleotide messenger RNA. The record is from RefSeq and is a predicted model, not a curated record. Lineage: Eukaryota; Metazoa; Chordata; Mammalia; Artiodactyla; Monodontidae.
AUGGAGACCCCAGACCAGUUGGAACCAAUAAGGGUUGGAAAUGCCUGCCCACCCCCAGCCUCUAGCUCCUCCCUCUGCAGCCAGAGUCAGCACCAUCAAGCGGGGCAGAAGACAACUAAUCUGCUCACUCAUGACUAUUUUGCACUCACCGUGGCCACCUUUGUGGAGCUCAGUACUAAGGCCAACUUGGGCCUGGGCACCUGGAAGUCUACCCCAGGCAAAGUCAGAGAGGCUGUGAAAGUGGCCACUGACAUAGGAUGUCGCCACUUGGACUGUGCUUAUGCCUACGAGAACGAGCAUGAGGUGGGGGAAGCCAUCCAAGAGAAGAUCUGAGAGAAGGUUGUGAAGCAGGAGGCCAUGGAGGAACUGGUGGACGAGGGGCUGGUGAAAAACAUUGGGAUCUCCAAGUUCAACCACUUCCAGAUCGAAAGGCUCUUGAACAAACCUAGACUGAAAUACAAACCAGUGCUUACCAGUGAUGAGGAUUGUUCCCUUUUACAGAUUGAGUGUCACCCAUACCUCAGGCAGGAGAAAUUGAUCCAGUACUGCCAGUCCAAGGGCAUCACUGUCAUGGCUUACAGCCCUCUGGGCUUUCCAGAUAGACCUGGGCGAGGCGACUCUUCCCUACUGGAGGAUCCCAAGAUUAAGGAGAUUGCUGCAAAGCACAAAAAAUCCACAGCCCAGGUUCUGAUCAGGUUCCAUAUCCGGAGGAACGUCGUCGUAAUUCCCAACGUGACGCCAGCACGCAUUGCUGAGAACUUUCAGGUAAGAUUCCAGCUGGUUGGCCCGGGUUUUCUCAGUGGAGGAGGGGACGGGAGAGAGUCCCUCACCAGGCCUCUCAUGCUGUCCCUGAGUUUUCUGUGGGCUCUUCCCCCUUCCCAGCACCUUGCAAUCUCUCAGGCCAGGCAGCUGACCUCAGAGCUGAGAUGAAUGACUAAGGAUGGGCUUGGGGAGCAGCUGGUGAGGUCCUGUCAGGUCUGAGCACAGCUGUACCUCUGAUCUGAUCACGGGGACUCUGCUAUCUUGAGGAUAUGAAGAUUUAAAAGAAUAAAGAAUAAUAAU